AUGAUCAGGAUGAUGAUCUCGCCACUUUCGAUCGUACUUCUCGCUGCGUCAGGUCACAUACAUGCAUCACAAUUGGUGCAACUGAACCCUAACCCAGACACAUGCAGUAUGGGACUUGGAAAUUACAUCAGUACUAUAUGCUCGAGCCUCAAAGCCAAGUUAAUUAGCUUUUCUGGUUGCUCAUUUACCUGUGAAGGAAGAAAUGAUCAAGAUCAAACUACAAAUACUAAACAUUAUUUGAUGGAUGGCUUGCCUUGUGGACUGUGUAGGGAAUGCUGCACAGGAGUGUGCACGCCCAUUCAAUUCGGUUUUGAAAACCCGUUAGCUCUGAAGUCAUGCGCUAAAAAAAGGACAGCAACUGGAUGGUACUCGUAA
This is a messenger RNA of Ixodes scapularis (black-legged tick), 375 nucleotides long. RefSeq lists its product as uncharacterized. The record is from RefSeq and is a predicted model, not a curated record. The transcript has 5 exons. Bases 1 to 375 code for a protein of 124 amino acids. Lineage: Eukaryota; Metazoa; Arthropoda; Arachnida; Ixodida; Ixodidae.